Aspergillus candidus is the source of this 931-nucleotide messenger RNA. Its product is annotated as ESCRT-III subunit protein DID4. The coding region runs from base 62 to 736 and encodes 224 amino acids. The record is from RefSeq and is a predicted model, not a curated record. Gene Ontology annotation, cellular component: multivesicular body; ESCRT III complex. Gene Ontology annotation, biological process: late endosome to vacuole transport; endosome transport via multivesicular body sorting pathway; protein transport. NCBI's taxonomy places the organism in Eukaryota, Fungi, Ascomycota, Eurotiomycetes, Eurotiales, Aspergillaceae. The transcript has 5 exons.
UCUCUCUCUGUCUCUCUCCCUCUCUCUCUUUUUCCCCCACAAUACAAGUCUUCUCUCCAUCAUGAAUAUCGUUGAAUGGGCCUUUGGGAAGCGCAUGACGCCCGCGGAACGGCUGCGCAAGCAUCAGCGAGCCCUCGAUCGCACCCAGCGGGAACUUGACCGGGAACGUGUCAAGCUGGAGAAUCAGGAGAAGAAGCUCGUCCAGGAUAUCAAGAAGAGUGCCAAGAAUGGACAGGUUGGCGCGUGUAAGAUCCAGGCCAAGGACCUGGUGCGGACGAGACGAUAUAUCCAAAAGUUUUAUCAGAUGCGAACCCAGCUACAGGCCAUUUCGUUACGGAUUCAGACCGUCCGCAGCAAUGAACAGAUGAUGCAGUCGAUGAAAGGUGCCACCAUGCUCCUGGGGAGUAUGAAUCGGCAGAUGAACCUCCCCGCGCUGCAACGGAUCGCCAUGGAAUUCGAGCGCGAGAAUGAUGUGAUGGAUCAACGGCAGGAAAUGAUGGACGAUGCGAUUGAUGAGGCAACGGGGAUGGAGGGCGAGGAGGAGGAAGGUGAAGAUAUCGUCAAGGAAGUGCUGGAUGAGAUCGGUGUGAACCUCGGCCAAGAUCUGAGCGAAGCCCCUACCGACCUGCCCAAGACGGCAGUCAGCGAGGGCCGAGUGGCGGAGGCUGUUGGGGCUGGCGGGGCCAGCUCCCAGGAUGACGACCUGCAGGCCAGACUGGACAGUCUGCGGCGGUGAUACCAUGAUCGGAGUUAGUCUGCGCUUUUUGAUCCUGUUUGAUUCUCUCGUCGCAGGAUUUACGUCUUUAUAUCAUGAUUCUCUUUCUUCUUCUCCUUUUCUUUAUUCUUUGUUUGCUGGAAAGCCAAGUUUGCAAAGCUAUUGUGCGUUACGAAUUUUGAUGCUGGUUUGGCCUUGUUUUUUUGUUUUAUGUUU